AUGACUGCAGCAACAAUCACCGCAACCUGCGCCUGCAAGGCCUUUACCUACGACACCACCUUCCCUCCUUCCUCAUUACCAUACCCCCACGCUCUCUGCCUCUGCAACAGCUGUCGCCGUCUCACUGGCUCCUGCGGCACCUCCUACAUCACCAUCCCCGCAACCCACUCCAUCGACCCCGCAAACUACAACCUCACAUCCUACAACACAUCCGACCGUCUUACGUACUAUUUCUGCUCAACAUGCGGUGCGCAUGUGCUCGUUUAUCGCGUUGAGAGUAAGACUUGGCUCCUUACGACAGGUACAUGGGAUCGUACGGAGGGUGUUGUGGAGUGGACUGGCUGUAAAUGGGUGCAAGGUACGUUGGAUGGUGGGGUGAGUGUUUGGCUCAGGGCAAUUGGAGGGGUGGAUGGAACGAAGAGGGCUUUGAAGAAGUGGAUAUUGGUUGAUGAAGAUGAAAGCGGGCAUGGGGAACUUGUCCCUGAUGGCACAUUGGAAACUCUCCCACCGAACAAAAAGAGGAAUUCGGAUAAGUUGAAGGCACAGUGUCAUUGCGGUGGUGUCAAGUUCUACAUCACUCGUCCAAAUGAAGGUUCCAAGGCCGUUCGCGCUCCGUUUCCGGAUUUGAUGGCUGCGCGUCAUAGCCAUUCGCCUGCAAAUCCGGAGAAUAAGACGUGGUGGCUACGGAGUAAUGAUACGAAAUACCUUGCUGGGACUUGCACUUGCACGUCUUGUCGUCUUGCCUCUGGAUUUGAGAUUCAGCCUUGGGCGUUUGUGCCAGACUGCAAUAUCUUCCAAGAGGACGGCAAGCCUUUCGAUUUCCACAUGGGGACUUUGAAAAGGUAUGACAGCUCCAAGAACAUCUUUCGGGAAUUCUGCGCAGUUUGUGGAGCUACGGUCUUCUGGCAUAGUACAGAGAGGCCGGGGUUGAUGGAUAUCAGUGUUGGCUUGCUUGAUCCUGAAGAGGGAGCUAGGGUGGAGAGUUGGUUGGAGUGGUGGACUGGCAGAGUGAGUUUUGAAGAAUUGGCCGUAAGCAGGAGUCUUGUUGCCAGCUUGGAGGAUGGAUUGAAGAAUUGGAAGCAGAAAUGUUGA
Molecule: messenger RNA, 1092 nt
Organism: Lachnellula hyalina
Lineage: Eukaryota; Fungi; Ascomycota; Leotiomycetes; Helotiales; Lachnaceae
Exons: 1
Coding region: 1-1092 (363 amino acids)
Molecular function (GO): carbon-sulfur lyase activity
Source: RefSeq, a predicted model, not a curated record